ACAGAGUCUCAUUUCCCCAGACUGCACUGUCUUCCUUCUCUAACAAGCUAACAACUCCUUUCCUGUCGCUUUCAGUGUCAGAGACGACCAUCCGUCAUGGAAGACCCUACGGACGAAGACAACCUCCGCUCCAUUCUCUCCGACCACCUCAGACGCCUCAGGGCGGCCAAAACCCUCGAGUCCGACCACGACAUGGCCUUCAAUCUCCAACUGCAGGAAGCCAUGGCCGCCUCUCUGGCUCUCCAACCCCCAUCCACCUCUCCACAGACUCUCCACCCUCGCAUUCACGACCACAAUUUCGUAAUCGACCUCACCGACUGGCCGGAAGCGUAUUGCACGAACGACGCGUCGUCUUCGUCGAAGGCGGCGGCGGAGGAGGAGAGCGAGUGUUGUAGACUGUAUUUCAAGGGGCUUGUGAGCGAGGAGAGGGUCAAGGACAUGGAUGUCAUUGUGGCUGGGGUUGGGGUGGCCAUUUGUGACGCUAGAGAUAAUCUGAUUUUGGAGGCCAAGAAGAAUCUGGAGGCGUUUGGUGGUGGUGGUGAGGUUCUGAGCAAUGAGGCUGCUGAGCUUGAGGCUCUUAUUGAAGGGCUCAGUACAGCUCUCACUCUGGACUUGAGAAAUGUCACAUUUUUCUGUGAUAACAACAAGCUUUACCAAUAUGUUACAUACAAAGUGCAUCCUGAAAACUUUAAGAUUGCGACAUUAGUCACUCAAGUUGCUCUUCUACAAAGAAAAUUUGAACAUUGCACUCCUUCUCUUGUGGAACCUAGUGCCAUUAAGUUUGCAUUCCAAUUUGCAAGAGAGGCUAUAGUUUCUCAGAUCACCUGGACAACUAGUAAUGGCAAGAGAUUCAAUGAGACUUGUGUCAUUUGUUUUGAAGAAACAGAUGUUACUAGAAUGUUUUCAAUUGAAGGCUGUCUGCACAGGUAUUGCUGUAAUUGUAUGAAACAGCAUAUUGAAGCAAAGUUGCUUAAUGGGAGCAUGGUGCAGUGUCCUCAUGAAGGCUGUGAGUCUGAAGUGAGUAUUGAUAGCUGUGAAACAUUCUUGGAGCCUAAACUUGUUCAGGUCAUGCGCCAACGAAUCAAGGAAUCUUCUAUUCCUGUUACGGAGAAAGUUUACUGUCCAGAUCCCAAGUGUUCUGCAUUGAUGUCAAAAAAUGAUGUCUUGGAAUAUACUAAGAAUUAUUUUGUUGCUGUUGAACAAUCUGGAGUCAGGUUAUGCAUGGAAUGUCAUCGCUGUUUUUGUAUCAAUUGCAAAGUUCCAUUCGACAAUCACACCUGCUAUGACUACAAGAAAUCAAAUCCUUGUGCAGAAGAGCAAUUGGUGAAGUCACUGGCUAAAAAGAAACACUGGCGCCAGUGUGUGAACUGCAGCCAUAUGGUUGAACUUGCAGAAGGUUGUUACCACAUAACUUGCAGAUGUGGAUGUGAGUUUUGCUAUACUUGUGGAGCUGAAUGGAAGGACAAGACACCAACAUGUUCCUGCCCAAUCUGGGAUGAGUGCAACAUUAUACGAGAAUGAUCAGGAGGAUUACCAUUACUGUUGUCAGAUUAGAUUGAUCAAUAGUACAAUUACCACUACGGUAAUGAAAUUCCUUUGUCAGCAAAACUGUAGGUGCAAGAGCCUGUCUGUAUUCCCGUUUACAUGAAAAGGAUGUAGAAUUGAUCCACAAGUAGUUAUAAAAACGAUUUCAGACUGCUAAGUAUCUGUU
This is a messenger RNA of Rosa rugosa (rugosa rose), 1711 nucleotides long. Its product is annotated as E3 ubiquitin-protein ligase RSL1-like. Gene Ontology annotation, cellular component: cytoplasm; ubiquitin ligase complex. The record is from RefSeq and is a predicted model, not a curated record. The coding region runs from base 97 to 1521 and encodes 474 amino acids. Gene Ontology annotation, biological process: ubiquitin-dependent protein catabolic process; protein polyubiquitination; positive regulation of proteasomal ubiquitin-dependent protein catabolic process. The transcript has 3 exons. NCBI's taxonomy places the organism in Eukaryota, Viridiplantae, Streptophyta, Magnoliopsida, Rosales, Rosaceae. Gene Ontology annotation, molecular function: ubiquitin protein ligase activity; zinc ion binding; nucleic acid binding.